GAAGUGUCUGAUAAAAAAAAAUAAUUCAUUCAUUCAAGCAAGAUACACAUUUUUCCGUGCAGUGCUGAAUUAAAUCAAAGAAAAAGUUCCAUAAUAAUUUAAUAAAAAUGCCGCGAGAUUAUGACCGUGAUUAUACCAGUGAAGAUACAUCAGAUUAUAAACGUAAAAGGCCACGUAACGAUGAAGAAAGUACAAAUAACGAACAAGGAGGUGGUGAGCAGGAGACACAAACAACCACACAACAUGAUGCUCCGCCGUUAAAUGAGAAAACAGCCGCCUAUUUGGAUGAAUGCUUGCAGGAGAAGAAACAAUUGGAUCCCAAUAAGUACAAUAUAUGCAAAAGGCUUUUGGAUGAUGAAAUUGAACGCAUUCUGGUUAGUGGUCGCAUACCCAAGCCGGAAAUCUUUGCAAAUGUGUAUAGUGAAAAACCCAUACGUGUGGCCCAAAAAGUGUGGUUCCCCAUCAAAGAAUAUCCCAAAUUUAAUUUUGUGGGCAAAAUAAUGGGACCCAAGGGUAAUACCCUGAGACAAUUACAGGACGAAACUUUCUGUAAGAUGACAGUGUUGGGCCGCAACUCCAUGCGUGAUCAUGCCAAGGAGGAGGAGCUACGAAAAUCGGGUAAUUUAAAGUAUGCCCAUUUAAGCCGGGACUUGCAUAUUGAAAUAUCAACUGUGGCCCCACCAUCCGAGGCCUAUCAUCGUUUGGCCUACGCUUUGGCCGAGGUAAGGAAAUUCAUGAUACCCGAUACAAAUGAUGAUAUACGCAUGGAACAAAUGCGUGAAUUGGAUGGCAAGGAAAGAUUUUACAAGAAAUCUCAUUAUGCCAAGGCAUAUGGGGAGCAUGCCCCACCCUAUAGUAGCAGCAGAACUCCACCUCCACCACCGCCGUUUGAAAAAUCAAAACCAAAGGUUUAUUCGAUUUUGGAAAAGGCCAGAUAUGUCAUGGAUGAUCCUAGUUAUCCAAUAAUUAAAUCUCACAGACCCCGAGAACAUGAUCUGUAUGAACAUCCAAGUGAAUAUGAUCGCUAUGGUACUCCACCACCUCCACCCUCGGCCAAACAUUCAAGUGCUCAUCAUGCAGCCUAUGAAAGUUCUUCAUAUGAACGAGACUAUCGCAGAGAAUAUCAUCCGCAUUCCUCUUCCUAUGCAGCCGCCGCUUAUGCAGCCAAAAGCAGUAAUGGCCGCUCAUCAUCGUCGGCAUAUCGGCCAACGUCUACAGCCCAUUCUUCAUCACAUUAUGAGACUGGUGGUUCCCGUUCCCGAGAAAGUGUACGCUAUCGUUCAGCACCGUAUCCAAAAAUACGUUAAUAUCAAAUUCAAACAAAUUCAACAACUAAAACUCGUAAUAAUAACAACAACAACCACAAGAAAAAGCGGCUAAAAACAAAUGAAUAGUAAUACAAAACAGAGGCAAUAACAACAAAUACUGAGUAAUGAAUCUACACAAUUUGCCGGCAAAAAUAAUAAAAUUUGAAAUUUCAUUGAAUACAACUUUGGUGUGGUGGGCAUAACCUCAAAAAUGUAAAAGAAAAAAUCAGAAAACUACAAAGAGAUAUAUAAAGGAAUAAUAUAAACAUAUAAUCUAUAACUAUACAAAAAACAAAAUACAUAAUGUACUGAAAUAUAAGUAUAUUUAAACAAAACAGAUUAAAAUAAAAAUAAAAUACAAAAACAAAACAAAAAA
Messenger RNA from Musca domestica (house fly), 1683 nucleotides. RefSeq names its product KH domain-containing, RNA-binding, signal transduction-associated protein 2-like. Bases 108 to 1307 code for a protein of 399 amino acids. Gene Ontology annotation, biological process: regulation of alternative mRNA splicing, via spliceosome. Gene Ontology annotation, molecular function: mRNA binding. Gene Ontology annotation, cellular component: nucleus. NCBI's taxonomy places the organism in Eukaryota, Metazoa, Arthropoda, Insecta, Diptera, Muscidae. The transcript has 5 exons. The record is from RefSeq and is a predicted model, not a curated record.